Messenger RNA from Naumovozyma dairenensis CBS 421, 993 nucleotides. RefSeq lists its product as uncharacterized. Lineage: Eukaryota; Fungi; Ascomycota; Saccharomycetes; Saccharomycetales; Saccharomycetaceae. The transcript has a single exon. The record is from RefSeq and is a predicted model, not a curated record. Bases 1 to 993 code for a protein of 330 amino acids.
AUGUCUUCAAAUACUAAUCGUUGUUUGAUGGUCCGUAAAAAAGCUCUGCCAAUGAAUAUCUUUCGGUAUGAAUAUACCAAACUAAAAGAGAAACUAUCAUUUUGUAAAAGUGAAGUUUAUUGGAUUCUUGAUGAGCCUAACUCAUUCAAGCUUUGCCCCAGGGAAAUCUGUUACCUAUUCAAAUACUGUCUUAUGUACCAUUAUUUGAAAUCGAGUACACCAUUUUACAGCAGCGUGUUCAAUACAGAAUAUCGGUCUCUUUUCUCGUUUUACAGAAGAAAGUCACAAUUAUAUGAUCCACAUUAUUAUUUAAGAGAUGAUCAUUCUUACUGGGCGUAUCUGGUGAGGGGUCCCGACACAGGCAAUGGGAAGUUAUAUUUCUCCACCACUAUUAGUGAAGAAGGGAUAGAUGGUUUCAACAAAAGUGUAUCGGGCUAUAAAAAUGAACCCCCUCCGCUGGGUUUCAUUGAUUUAAAUAUUUUUAACGGAGAGAUUAAAGCAUCUGAGGAUAUGCCCUCGUUGCCAGCUAUUUUAGGAGAUAAUGAUAUAGAAUUUUUACCCCCUUCAGAUUUUGGACCAACUCCUUGUGAAGUUCUCUUUUAUCAUUUCAAAAAAUCUGAUGCAAUUGUGUAUCGUGAUCUAUUUAUUGUAUAUAGGAAUAGGGCGAUCAAACGUGGAUAUUUGCCCAACUUUGACGGCAUUUUGAAAGUUCUCCUAGAUCCUCCCUAUGAGAUUUUCAUCACUGACAUUGCUAUAAAGGGCGAACCUGUGAAUGGUCGAAAGAAAAAGUACAGUGAAGUUUAUCAUGACCGUGAUGUUACUUGGGCUGAGAGACAUUGCUACCAAAGAUAUUUUGUCUGUAAAUUUAACCAAAUGAGGAAGGGGUCGAGUAGUUAUUUCACAUUGUCGUUUUUACAAGAACAUUUGGAAGGGAAUCCAGUGCUUCGCAGAAAAAACAAGGCCACUUACAUAGUUUCAACGUCAUGUCAUUGA